Menidia menidia (Atlantic silverside) is the source of this 8127-nucleotide messenger RNA. Lineage: Eukaryota; Metazoa; Chordata; Actinopteri; Atheriniformes; Atherinopsidae. The record is from the annotation of a GenBank genome assembly.
UGUGGCGCACUGUAAACUGAUUUUGGGGGCAAGGCAAGGGCAGAUCCUAUGAGGGGACAGAGGGGAGGAGUAAAAUUACCGCCCUGCACAGUUAUCAUGCUUGCAUAGUGAAUUAGCGCUCAGCAUACUAGUUGGGUUUGAGGAGAAUGUUCACAGGAUCAGUACAACUUAUUUGAACUGUACCUGUGGUUUCUGUGCAGUUGAAGAGGAAAGUUACUGAGAUUUCUUGCAGCUUUUUUCAGACUGAACUUGCAUCUGCCAUUUUCAAACAGUUAUAUUGAAAGGACGAAACAUGCUCGGGCAGGUUCUUUCAUUUGGCCGCUCCUUGGUGCGCAGGAAAGUGGUCGACCUCAGUAGCCUGGAGGACUCCAAGCUGUGCCGCUGCCUUGGAACCGUCGACCUCAUUGCCUUGGGAGUUGGUAGCACCCUUGGUGCCGGUGUCUAUGUCUUGGCAGGAGAGGUGGCAAAGGGAAACUCUGGUCCUAGCAUCGUUAUCUCCUUCCUGAUUGCUGCUUUGGCAUCCGUUAUGGCUGGCCUGUGCUACGCCGAGUUUGGUGCCCGCGUUCCCAAGACUGGCUCUGCUUACCUAUACAGUUAUGUGACUGUUGGGGAGAUCUGGGCCUUCAUCACCGGCUGGAACCUAAUCCUCUCCUACGUAAUUGGUACCUCCUCGGUUGCCAGAGCAUGGAGUGGCACAUUUGAUGAAAUGAUAGGAGGACACAUAGAGAGGUUCUGCAAAACCUACUUCAGCAUGAACUCUCCCGGUUUGGCUCAAUACCCCGAUUUCUUUGCCGUCUGCCUGAUUCUGCUGCUGUCUGGACUCCUGUCGUUCGGAGUAAAGGAAUCAGCCUGGGUUAACAAAGUCUUCACUGCAAUCAACGUGCUUGUGCUCUUGUUUGUCAUCGUCUCUGGCUUUGUCAAAGGGGACACACACAACUGGAAAAUUUCAGAAGAGUCCCUCAUAAACGUCACCAUAAUCUCAAGAAACUUGUCAGUGACGACCAAUGUAAGCAGUGAUUAUGGUGUUGGAGGAUUCAUGCCCUAUGGCUUCAGCGGGACGCUAGCAGGAGCUGCUACUUGCUUCUAUGCUUUUGUCGGGUUUGACUGCAUUGCGACAACAGGCGAGGAGGUAAAGAAUCCUCAGAGGGCCAUUCCCAUUGGCAUCGUAGUGUCGCUCACUGUGUGCUUUCUGGCAUACUUUGGGGUGUCAGCUGCGCUCACCCUGAUGAUGCCCUACUACCUCCUGGAUGAGAAAAGCCCUUUGCCAAUGGCCUUUGAAUAUGUGGGUUGGGGUCCUGCCAAGUAUGUGGUCGCUGUGGGUUCACUGUGUGCCCUUUCUACCAGGUAUUGCUUUCCUUUUCUUUAACAAAAUUGAGACAGAACAUGUAUCUUCCAUGUCUGGUUGAUGUAGACGUUGUAAACUGGGGAUAGUGUCGAAGGAGAUUUGGUCAACAGUUUUGACUACAUGUCUCCGUAAGUGUCUUGUAAUUGGAUUGAUUCCCUGUCGCUUUAAAGCAUGUGGUGGGCGCGGUGUGUAAUUCCCUCUGUUUUUUUCGAGACACCGAUGUGUUGCAACAUGCACUAAAGUUUGCUGAGCAAGUCAGAGAGUGUCUCGAAAACAAUAUAUCGAUGUCAAUUUAAUCUUGUCAUUCUUCCCUGUCAGUAACAAUUGUCACUCCGUGUUCUGUAAACAAACGCUUGUUGUUGUCAUUCAUCUACUCAUCUCAUGAUCUACAUUGAUGUGGCUGUUGCCAGAGUGGACUUUAAUCAGUCAAAUUAUGUACAAGUCAGUGCCUGUAAUUUGAGUUUAAGCUAUCAAUGUUAGGACAUUCUGGACUAUGACGCAAGACAGUCAACGUAAAAUUGCUUUAACAUACAUCUUUUGGGACACCUCUUCAAAACCUAUUGGAAGUAUGCUCUUUAGAGAUCAAUACUGAGUGAUUUUCUAUUGAGAACACCCAGUGCUUGUUCUAAGUAAAUAAAAGGAGACUGACAAGGAUGAAAUUACUGACUGGAAAGAAAGACACUCAUUGACUUGAAUCAUUCACUGAGGCUUUGAUACUGUCGCUAUCUGUGUGUUCAUCUGGGUUUUGGGGCUCUUGACUAACGUGUUGGUCUUGCAUGUCUCUGCUGUCUCAUGCAGUCUGCUGGGCUCCAUUUUCCCCAUGCCUCGUGUAAUCUAUGCUAUGGCAGAGGAUGGGGUGCUUUUCAAAGCCUUAGCCCGAAUCAAUCCUAAGACGAAGACCCCAGUUAUUGCCACAAUGAGCUCCGGUGUAGUUGCAGGUGAGAGCCGGGGAGCGUCCAAAUGAGGUCACACAGCUAAUGUUUCUCCACCAAUCAAUUGUGAAAGACACAAUGGAGUCAGUGUAGAUGAAUCAGCUGGUUUAUGUUUUGGUGAAAUUGGCCCAAUGCUCUCUCAGAUUUAAAAUUGGAUGUAGUCUAUUGGAGUGCUUGCUUCUGUAUAUGCCUGUUGUUCUUUCACAGUUGUGCAGGUGUCAUGUUUUCUUUCCCAGAGUGCCCUCAACUUAACCAUGAACCCUCUUCUCCCUAGCCUUUUGGGCUCCAUGUUCCCUCUGCCGCGCAUUCUCUUUGCCAUGGCACGAGAUGGUAUUCUGUUCAAAUUUAUGUCCAAAGUGAGUAAGCGCCAGUCACCAGUGGCUGCCACCAUGGCAGCAGGUACCACUGCGGGUAAGCUCCUGGAGAAGGACUCGCCUAACAUUGGGUUGUAUUGUGGAGUUGUUUAAUUUUUUGUUUUCCUUUGUACUUUGUAAUCGGCUGGUGGUGGUUACUGCAUGACCUUUGUGACAGUGUUUCCAAAAGCAUGUUGGAAAAAAACUGUUUUUAAAAAUGAUGCGUUCAACACACAGCUUUACAAGUUUAGAUAGCCCAUUUAUAAAAACUUUGAAUACACAUCACAUACCAGGAAGGAGGAAAUUACAAGUUCGGAACAGGUUACAGUUCGAAAACAUAGUCUCAUGGCACUUUGUGAAACAGUUAUAAGGCAUUAUUACGCAAUUAUCCUCACCACCAUAUCCUAAACAUCUGCUGUCAACCUACUGGCCAGCUUCAAGGUUUAUUUAAGUGCAUCCUGACAUUGUUAGUUUUGUGUUGAUAAAAUAAACAUAUAUAGGUUAUAGAAGGGUUAUAGCAUAGGUUUUUCUUUGUUUUAAAUCAGAUUGACUGACGUUCACACAUACCUCGCCACAGAUAAUAUAAGGAUAAGAAAAGUUUUACACUGUAAAUAUGAAGAAUCCAUAUUGACUGAUGUACAUUUAGUUUUUCUUUGUAGCUUUUUUAAAUGAAAAUGAACAUAUUCUUUUCUGCAUUUAUUACACUUGUGUACAUGUACAGUCACGUGAAAAAGAAAGUACACCAUCUUUCGUUUUAAAGGUUUAACUUACCAUGAAAUGAUAAUUGGAGUUAUCUCUUUCUGUAUUUUCAGUCUCACAUAACUGUGAGGGAAUUAUAGCACUCUUUUUUACAGAUAUUUUCCACCAAAGUGUGUUGCGCAGGUUGAGGGAACAAAGGGACCAAUAAAGCAGGCCCACUGAACUGGACUCAAGCCAGCAAGGCUAACAAAAAUGUUCAAAAGUCUUACAGUGGCCCAGCAGAGGCCCCUCCAGGGGCUGGAGGAACUGUCAAAACGGAGAUGGACAGGAGGCCAGAGGAUCCAGUUAAACACACCCUCCUCUGGCAGAUGGGCACCAAACCUAGGAAGGUGGUGAUCAGUAGAAGACAGGAACAGAUGAGUUAGCGCCCUGCCCCGGGACGCCACAGGCAACAGAAGUGAAUGUGGCCCACCACUUUCAACCCAAAAAUCCUGACGAGGCAAACCCGGUGCGCAUGGACUGGGUCUGCAACACAAAUAGCAAAGGCGAAGGCACUGAAGUCAGAAACAACAAAGAAUGACUUAGAAGACUGACGCUCCCAUGCAAAUUCAGGCCCUCUGAGACUUUGGUUCUGGUUGUCCUGUGUCAGCUGUCUGAUGUGGGUGUAGAGAUGCCUCAGUCAAAAGCUGUGGUUCUGGCACUGAUGAGGGACAUGUGGGCAUGCAAAAGAGCAAAGGCUUGACCCAAGACUUGAGUAAAAACUCUGCAGAGAGAGGAAUAAUUGCUAUGGUCAAACUGAAACAAUGAAUAACAAACUUGUAAGCCACUACUUUGGUGGUACAUGAAAUUUCAAAUCUGACUCAAUGGCUGCAAAGUGUUGCCGUGCAGUGGUAACAAAACAGGGCAAAAGUAUUAGCCUUCCACUACUGUUUGGCAGCAUGUAUGUAUGACCCAACACGAUUCAGUGCAACCUCUCCACUGAAUUUGCUGGAACAUCCCUACCCAGGGAGACUUUUGGCUUUCGUCCUUAAUAGGUCCAGGAGGUUUUGGAGGGCAUUAUAAGCCUUCCACAGCAUCAAAAGCUCCUCUAAGAUCAUUGGUGAAUUUGGUGAAUUUGAAUAGCAGUCGAUGAUUGUUUAACGUGGCUGCCUUUCGUAUCCCUAGGAAAUAUGAGUGCCUUUUUCUGGAAUCUUACAGUGAAACCUUCACCUACACAUGUACUGUAUGUGAGCAGUAAUACUUUGAAUGGAGACAGUUGCUUUUAGUGAAUAUGAGGUGAAACAGAAACUAUGCGCGUACUCCAACGGAUGCAUUUGGAAGUUCUCAUGCAUGAUGAGACAGUGUAGAGGGCCAUGAGUUGUUCACGUGUGGUCAUAUUUACAUUAUUUUAAUCAUGUCUCGACAUGUCUCGACACAUAAAGCUUUACAGUUGAAAGAAGGUGUACUUUCAUCAAGCUGUAAAUACAUAAGCCAAACUCACACACAUAAUGGCAUUCACCGUCUUACGUAACAAUAAAGUAAACAGCCUGGCCUUUGUGGAUUGAUGUGGUGCUCACGCUGCGUUAAGAAUAUCUGCUUCUAAAGAUUUCCUGCUUGGUACGCUUCAGUUGUUCAGUACAUAGCGGCACCGCAUGCUGCGACAUUGUGACUAAGGCCUACAGCUGGAAUGACCUGGUGGAAUGGUUGGCAGAUGUUAACACUAGGAGGGACCCAGCACACCACCACCACCACCACCACCACAGGCCAUGUGCUAAGCACCUGACAACACAGAGCCAGCAAGCAUGAUUUUACUCUUUUUUUGUGUGUUUGAACUGUGCGCCUGAGAUCAGCUCCAUGUUGCAGCCCAGUGCUGAGAUACAAGAUACAAGAUGGAGCUGAGACCAGCACGCAGCGUUUCUCUUACUGAUUGGUACUCGGCAUGGAAAAUGAUUCCAGCCGUCAUGUGAGAGCUGGGAAACAUGGAACUUCUCUCCUUUAUCAUGAAAACAUGUUUGCAUGAUAAUUCAUUUUGCGUUUGUUGACUCUUGUUCGAUAGUACAUAUGAAGAAAAAGGGCUUUGUACCGCUUUUUAAUUCAUGAACAUUAGUACUGGAUGUUUAAUGUGUGUAUGUGGGUGUAAACUAACGUGUUUGGAAUCAUUCUAAUGAUCUGUAAUGACCCCAUUUUUGAAGAAUUUGCUCUGAAAAGGUGAUUAUGUCCUGUUAACUUCUUAUCUUUUGCUUUCUGCAGCCAUCAUGGCUUUCCUGUUUGACCUCAAAGCCCUGGUAGACAUGAUGUCCAUUGGAACUCUGCUGGCCUACUCGUUGGUUGCUGUGUGUGUGCUGAUUCUCAGGUACCAGCCAGAUGGAACAAUGGAGGGACAUGUGGGAAAAGGAGAAAGGGACUACUUGUCAUAUGAGGAGGGUGAGUCAGAUUUGACGGAAUCAGAGUCCCACCUCAACAUGCUGAAAGGAGGUGGCUCAGCCCUACAGACUGUCCUGGAACCCCCCGCCUCACCUUCUGAGAAUUCGUCCAGUGUGGUCAACAUGUCCAUCGGUGUGCUAGUAAUGGUGGUGUGUGUCAUCAGCUACCUCACCACAUACCACAUCUACGCCAUCUUUUAUUUGGAAGUGUGGAUUCUGGUUUUGCUGUCUGUUUGUCUCCUCAUCUUCACCGGAUGCGUCCUCAUGGUCUGCAGGCAGCCUCAGACUAGCAAAAAAGUGUCCUUCAUGGUACCUCUCCUGCCUUAUCUGCCUAUUCUGAGCAUUUUUGUCAAUAUUUACCUCAUGGUUCAGUUGAGUGGCGACACCUGGAUACGUUUCUCUGUUUGGAUGGCUAUAGGCUUUCUGAUCUACUUUGGCUACGGCAUGUGGCACAGUGAAGAGCGACAGCGCCAGCUCCAGAAAGCUCAGAAGAGCAGCGACAAGCAGGAAAACCUCAAGCCCUGCCGGGACAAGCCGGCUGACAUGAACGCAGAGGAAAAGGAGCAGGAGCGCUUCAUUUGCCCCGACAAGACCAGCCAGUGUUAAAGUUUACCAGCUCCUUACAAGACUCUAUGAGGCCACAGAUGCAUAAAAGCGCUCAGCUGCUUUGCCUUGAUGCACCUGGGCUUUUGGCUUCAGCGUGUGUGCUUCUCUCACCAGCACGCUCAGUAUACAAAAGGCAGUGUCAGUAUUCUGUAUCAGCAGCCACAUGGCCAGGACCCGCUCUAAUACUGUGUUUUGGACCACACUUUGUGCUUUAUGGCCCGCGUGGAGAAGGAAUAGAACAGGCAGGAAACAUAUUAGAGUGAUGCUCAUUUCUUGCAACGCUGUGGCAGUGAGUUCGGGAUGAAAAAAAGCUUUUCUUGAGAUUUAAUGCAUGGCAUGCGAGUGAUCCUAUCCAUUCUUUUUUAUUCAUAUCUGAAAAAGGUUUAUGGAUUUUUACAUGUGAAGCCUUGAAAUCCUGCACCAACAAAUGCCAGCUAGCAUCAGGAUAGAGAUGUGUAAAACGAGUCUAGAUGUAGUUUUGGAGAUAUUUUGCGCAUUAUUGUUUAGAGCAAUCUCACAGAACAUACAGACAGUCAAAGCGCCAGCUGAAAUUUUCCAUCCUGCAUAGUAUUAUGUAAUAAAUCACUUAAAAUCUUCACUGUGAUUUAUAAAGUCUCUCUGUCUCCGUCGUCUAAUUUAGGACAGGUUUACUUAUAUUUUUUAUUGUUGCUGACAUUGUGAUGACUAUGAACUGUUACAGAACUCUUCUCGGAAAGAAAAAAAAAGAAAGAUAUUUGGUUUCAUUUUUUUGCUCUGUCACAUUAUGACAUGCUGUAUUUUUGUCGCCUUUUGCUGAUAUUUUCCCAUUGUUUUGAUACAGUUGUUGUCACCGUAACCUCAUAAUGCUGUUCUCUCAUUACCAUAGUGCCUUGCACAUGACUUUUCUACGGUUACUUAGUCAAAGUCAAAGUUUUGUGUAAAGUAGCUCGGCCUUUGUACAGAUUCCAUAUUUUUUGUGGAGUUGAAAUGGGUUUGACUUCACACCAUCUGAUUUGAUAUGGGGAAAUCCUACUUUAAAAAAAAAUAUGGGUGACAAAUACUUGUGCUGUGAAAGUGUUGGUCAUUGGUUGAUGAAGCUGAACAGUGUGUUCAGUAGUUUGAAUAGCUGUGGAACGCACUUUCUUUCUACAUCGACGUUGUGGAGUCUUCCAACGAGCUCCAGGAUAAAGUCAGUUUUGUAGAAGUAAUCACGUUCUACUGAUGUAGCGACACUUGUUGCCAGAUGCGCAAAGAAAAAAAUAAAAUGUAUUUUCUUGUAUUUCACAUUUCUCUCCUCCCACUGCCUCCUCGGACACAGCAGCAGGUUCUGUAUAUUAGUGUGUCUGCAGAGGAAUUUAAGCAUGCCAAUAUUGACCUAAAAAAAGCACCAAACAAGAUGCUCUUACUGGGAUCUUAUAGUAAACACUGCCACAGUGUGGUCACCAGGAAAACGACACAUAUAUUCAAAAGUUAUCAUUAAACACAUUAUGAUAUAGUGACUUAAACCUGCAGAGUGCUAACUUCAGUUUAAAAAUUGCAUGGUCAGAUAUGAUCUACGCUGAAUGUGAGGGGAGCCAAACCUGUGGAAUCAAACCAAAAAACGUAGGCAAGAUAUGAUGAAAAGUUUCCAAGAGCCGAGUAGGAAAAGUCCUAGCAUUGGUAAAGAGACGCAAUUUGUCAUGUUUUUUUGUUGUCUUGUAGAUGACAGGACUCUCGUGUUAUGUUUAUUGGUUUGAUUAAAAAAAAUAAAUGUAAAAAUUCUGUGAACAGUUAUGUCCUACAAGGAUAUGUAAAACAAUGAAAAAUAAGGC